UUUGCGGACAUAUUUUACCUGUGACCACGGUCGUACUCUUUGUGAAAACGUCGAUGAACACUCUCUUUCCUUCUUCUUCUUCUUCUUCUCGUAGUGAUCUAGAUUUGACUGUCGUGUAUCCCAUUUCCCUCAAAUUUGCGUAAGUAGGUAGGAGAAGCAACCAUGCAUCUCAAAUCUCUGCCCCACAAGCCCCCGGGCUACAUGCUCGCCGCCAUCCUCUGUUCGCUGGGCGGCUUCCUGUUCGGCAUCGACACCGGCAUCAUCGGUCCCGUCACCGUCAUGGACGACUUCAAGCAGUACGUCGGCAACCCGUCCCCCACAAUCCACGGCCUCGUCGUCUCCUCUAUCCUUAUCCCCGCCGCGUUCUCGUCCUUCUUCGCGGGCAGAGUGGCGGACAUGCUGGGCCGGCCCCGCGGAAUCGCCAUCGGCUCGUUUAUCUUCGGCGUCGGCGCGGCGCUUGAGGGUGCGUCCACGCACAUUGCCAUGUUUAUCGUGGGACGGGUCGUCGAGGGGAUCGGCGAGGGUCUUUACCUGAGCGUGCUAGUUGUCUACAUCUGCGAGAUCUCACCCCCGAGACACCGCGGCGCCCUGACCACGGGCCCACAGUUACUAACCACCCUCGGCCUCGUGACCGGCUUCUUCACCUGCUACGGCACCGCCACCAUCACCUCGUCCUCAUCAUCGCCAUCCAUGUCCUGGCGCCUGCCCUUCAUCCUGCUCGCCGCGUACUCCCUCGCCUUCAGCACCGCGAUCCUCAUCUGGCUGCCCCCGUCCCCGCGCUGGCUCACGCUCCGGGGCCGCGCCGGCGAGGCCGCCGCCGCGUGGGAGAAGCUCGACGUGCCCGCCGCGGACCGCGAGAAGAUCCUCGAGCAGUGCGAGACGCCGGCUGCCGUGGUCGCGGAGAGCACCGCCGGCGCCCUCCCCGAGGCGAGCAGGGUCCCGAGCAUCGGCAACGUUGCGGCGGUCGCGGCCGCGUCGCUGAAGGAGAAGAAGGCGAAGCUGCUCGACGUGUUCGCGUCGGAUGCGCGGCCGCAGCUGCUGUUGGCGGUCUUCCUCAUGGCCAUGCAGCAGCUGAGCGGGAUCGAUGGUGUUCUAUAUUACGCCCCCCUCCUCUUCUCCCAAGCCGGCCUCUCCACCACCUCCUCCACCUUCCUCGCCUCCGGCGUGUCCGCCAUCCUCAUCUUCAGCGUCACCAUCCCCGCCACCCUCCUGGCCGACCGCUGGGGCCGCCGCCUCAACACCAUCCUCGGCGGCCUCGGCAUGGCCGCCACCAUGUUCCUCAUGGGCUCCCUCUACGCCUCCGGCUCCGUGCACGGCGGCGAGGGCGCCGGCCGCUGGGUCGUCAUCGCCGCCAUCUACGUGUUCGCCGCCCUGUACUGCGUCACCUGGGCCGUCGGCGUCAAGAUCUACGCCGCCGAGAUCCAGCCCCAGCGCACGAGGGCCAGCGCCACGAGCCUCGCCCACGCGGCCAACUGGCUCGCCAACUUCCUCGUCGCGCUCGUCACCCCGACGCUGCUGGCCACCGCGAGCUACGCGGCGUAUUUUUUGUUUGGAGGCUGUGCGGCGCUCACGGCGGGCGUGUGCUGGCUGUAUAUGCCCGAGACGAGGGGGCUGAGUCUGGGGGAGAUUGAUGAUGCGUUUCGGGAGAGGAAGAAGGGGGGUAGUGGGAGUGGGGGUGGUGGGUGGAAAGGGCUGGUGAGCACGGUGGUGAGGAGGACGGUCUUGAGGAGGAGGAUGCCGGCGGCUGUGGAGGUUUGAUGUCGUUUUGGAUGCCUAUGCGUGCUUUGCCGUUCAUUGCCUUUCAAUGUUAGUCGGUACUGCAGGUACCUGUGAUUUCGGU
Molecule: messenger RNA, 1840 nt
Organism: Hypoxylon fragiforme
Lineage: Eukaryota; Fungi; Ascomycota; Sordariomycetes; Xylariales; Hypoxylaceae
Product: general substrate transporter
Exons: 3
Coding region: 163-1758 (531 amino acids)
Biological process (GO): carbohydrate transport; transmembrane transport
Cellular component (GO): membrane
Molecular function (GO): carbohydrate:proton symporter activity
Source: RefSeq, a predicted model, not a curated record